This is a messenger RNA of Mycotypha africana, 1884 nucleotides long. Its product is annotated as kinase-like domain-containing protein. The transcript is spliced from 5 exons. Gene Ontology annotation, biological process: protein phosphorylation; intracellular signal transduction; regulation of MAPK cascade. Gene Ontology annotation, molecular function: protein kinase activity; ATP binding. The record is from RefSeq and is a predicted model, not a curated record. Lineage: Eukaryota; Fungi; Mucoromycota; Mucoromycetes; Mucorales; Mycotyphaceae. The coding region runs from base 1 to 1884 and encodes 627 amino acids.
AUGGUUGGAAUAGCAACAGUUACUUCAAAUACAGCAUUGCAAUCUAUCACUCACAUAAAAAACACAUCUCUAAGACGCAAAUCAUCUAUUAACAGCAAUCAAUUAAACAAGAGCCAACGAGAUGAUAGUAAGAAUGCAUAUAUCGCACUUGACUUGAAGACAACAACAGCAAAUAAAAAUAAAUCAACAACUACAUCGAUAAUAACGAAAGCAAAUGGAAGAGAAGUAAUUGAUGCUUUGAAAGAGAAUAAAAAACGGGCCUUUGGAGAAAGCAAUUCAAAUAGAAAACACAAAUCAUUAUCUACCAAUGAGUUAACAAACUCAAAAUCAUUUACUACAACAAGUGAUGAUAAUCUGUCACUAACAACGAAGCAACGACAACAUAAAACAAGAGAUUUUUCUAUGAAAAGGCGAUCGACGAGCUGUCUCGAGAACAGCAAUAAUAUCAAUUUUAAUAAAAGAAGAACAUCAGUUUAUUCAAAUAGAAGUGCUGCAACGACAACUACGACUACAUCUGCAACAACAACGAAAUCUACCGUGAACGAGCAACAACAUUACGGUCAAACACCUAUAAGCAAGGUCUGGCGAUCACCUGGUGGAAGCUACGAGAUACCAAAUGUGUUUGGGAGUGAUUGCUUUCUUAAACCUAUCAGUCCUGUUACCACAAAUCACAAACCUAUUUCUCCUUCCUCUUAUCAUUGUAUAUUACGUACCUAUCCCUCGCCCAACAGUAACAACAAUAACAAUAAAGCCAGUAACUUCAGCGGUCAAAAUCAGAAGCACAGUAGCAGCAACAAUUGUAACAUUCCACCUUGGCGUCCAGCAGGCAAUUGUAAAGACAUACCUCAAUUACCGCCUUUGGCUCGACGCGUUGAAAAUGAAUUCGAAAAAAGAAUUCGAAAAGCGUUGCCUAAGCUAAUAUCUGUCUCUUCAUUAGACCCGAGAAAUAAAUAUGAUGGGUACAAAGAAAUAGGCACAGGAGUCAAUGGAUCAGUCGUUCGUGCUCGCCAUAAAUUUAGGAAGAACACAUUUUUAGCUAUCAAACGAUGUCGACUCGAUUCUGAUUUGGAAUAUCGCGCAGCUAUUGUUCGCGAAUUACGGAUCAUGGCAUCUGGACAUGUUAACCUCAUUCGUUUACGCGAAGUCUCUCUGUGGAAAGAUGAUGUAUGGAUGGCCAUGGAUUUGCAACGCUGUUCAGUUUUUGCAGUUUUAUGUCAACGUAGUAUUCCUGAACAAUAUGCAGUUUAUAUUGCUUGUGAAGCCCUCAAGGGUAUCUCUUACUUACAUUCGAAAUCCUUCAUUCAUCGGGACAUUAAAUGUGAGAACCUAUUGCUAGGUUGGCAUGGAGAGGUCAAAUUAGCUGAUUUUGGAUUGUCUGCAAGGAUAGCAGUGACAGAAAAGCAGCCCAUACCAUCACAUAAUAGCAGCAACCAAAUCAUAAGGAACAAUGUUGCACCACAGCAACAACAACAGAUUGUCACUACUUUGAGACGAAAUUGUGAACGUUUAGGAACCAGUAAAUGGAUGGCACCUGAAGUUAUCCGUGAACAACUUUAUGAUGAAAAAAUUGAUAUGUGGUCCUUGGGCAUCACUAUCAUCGAAAUGAUGGAUCGCGUCCCACCUCAUUAUUUGAUUAAAGAUGAGAAUGAAUUGUUUGCUACUAUUUUAAGUGAACCAAGCCCUAGCUUUACUUACAGUAAUCCAACUAUGUACAUGAAAGGCUUGGUGGCGUGGUUGUUGGAUGAAUCACCAGCAACACGACCUAAUGCUGCAGAUGUAUUACAGGAAAUUAAUGUUCAUGUGCAAAGCGGCUUAUUACAAUGCUCAACACCUAAUGAAUUAGCCAGAUUCGUUACGUAUGCUUUCGCAUCCAAAAACCCGUAG